This is a messenger RNA of Bacidia gigantensis, 1488 nucleotides long. RefSeq lists its product as uncharacterized. The coding region runs from base 1 to 1488 and encodes 495 amino acids. Lineage: Eukaryota; Fungi; Ascomycota; Lecanoromycetes; Lecanorales; Ramalinaceae. The record is from RefSeq and is a predicted model, not a curated record. The transcript is spliced from 2 exons.
AUGACGACUGCUCGCAGUCCUACACAAUCGCUCCCUUAUCGAACCACUGGCGGCUCCGUAUCUGACGAUGAAGCCGUCCCCGAGACCGAUCCCAGUGACACCACAUCUCUGCUUCUUGAGCGUCUCCGAGCGUACAAACACGCUUGCGGCUAUUUAGAAGCCUACAUUACAGCACAUGAGAAAGCCGAACAUGCCCACGCGAAGGAGAUAGAGAAAGUCUUGAAAAGCGUGUCUGAUCCACUUAAGGAAGGGCAUCAUUUCGACCAGAAGCUUGGUGGAGUAGCUGGAUUGUUCGAAAAUAUUCGAAGCAAUACCCAAGGUAUAUCGAAUGCACAUUUGGAGACAGCGAAGAAUCUAAAGGGUUCUGUGCUACCAAUCUUGGAGAGGCUUCAUGUUGAAAUCAAGAACAAGACGAAAGAGUUGAACAAGGGAGCUGCAAAAGGAAGCAAAGAAGUGGACAAGACCAGAAAUACCACUCAGAAACAUAUCGAGCUCCUGGGCCAACAUACUGCCGCCUUCUCAUCAUCCGGCGGAAAGAUAGAGGCGGCUAACGAUCCCUACAUUCUUAAGCGUGGUGUCAGACACCGAUUGCACCAGCAAGUGUUGAAUGAGAACAACAACAGGCAUGACUUGAUUGCGGUACAAGAUAGUUUCGGUGCAUUUGAAGCACAUAUCAUCGCGACAUUCCAGCAAGCACUUAACUCCUUCCUGCAAUAUGCCGGCGGAGAUCUGGAGAGGCAGAAGGCCAUGUAUUCGGACAUCAUAUCCACAGCUCAGAGAAUUCCCCCAGACUUCGAGUGGCAAGGCUUCAUCAACCGUAACAACAAUGUCCUCAUUGAUCCCUCGGCACCUCCACGUGAUAUAUCGAGCAUCUCAUUUCCAAAUCAAGACCAUCAGUCAACUCAACCUCUUAUUGCUGGUACUUUGGAACGUAAAUCUCGUGUUGCUCUCAAAGGAUAUGAUACUGGCUACUACGUAUUGUCACCAUCGAAAUUCUUCCACCAGUUUGCCUCGGACGAUGAUCUCCGCAAAGAUCCUACACCCGAGUUGUCUCUUUAUCUCCCAGACUGCACCCUUGGAGGCCUCAAUGACAACAAGUUCAGUGUCAAAGGUAAGGAUGUUUCGAAAGGGAAAGUCGGCUCAGCAAUGUCGAUGGCUCAUGAGCUCUCGUUCAAAGCCCACAGCGCCGCCGAUGCCAAAAAAUGGUAUUCUGUGAUCGAAGCAUCAGCUUCUGGUAGUUACACGCCAAGCUCGUCGACGCUUUCCAGCCCUGUGGAAAGUCGGAACGUUAGCGCGCAGCAGCAGCCACCGCCACUGAAGACAAAUCAGCAGCAGACUGGGUACCAGGCAUCUCCGAUCACUCCUGGGGCUGGCGUGCAGCCUGGUAGUGCAGGACCCGGGAAGUUGACAAAUCUGCAAACCUCUGGGACGACCACACCUGGCAGUGUUCCGAAUUCUGGUGUGGAAAGGGCACCUGGUCAAUAUUGA